AAGGUGGAGUUGCAUUUGGUUUGUAGUAAGAAAGGAAGGAAGAAAUGAAAAACCCUAAGCCCUAGCAGAACCUUCCUUCUCCUUCUUUGCAAUGGCGGCUGAACUUCCGCCUGAUAUUCUCGCCGAAGUCUUCUCCCGCUUACCGGUAAAAUCACUUCUCCGAUUCCGAUCAACUUCAAAAUCAUUUAAAUCAUUAAUCGAUUCCCACAAAUUCAUCAACCUUCACCUCCAAAAUUCCCUCAAUCGAUCCUUAAUCCUUCAACGCAAAUUCGAUCUCUACCAACUCCAAAUCGAUGACGAUGAUGAUGAUUUCUCUAAAUCGAGGAUUCCACUCAACCAUCCUUUCACGGCGGGUAACACCAGCAACAUUGACCCUUUCGAGGUUAACAACACCAUGACUCGUAUCGGUUCAUGUAACGGCCUCCUCGCCAUCUGCAACGGCAAAUUCGCUUUCAUUAACCCUUGUGACCCCAAUGAAAUCACAUUCUGGAACCCUAACACCCGUAAACAUAGGGUUAUCCCUUUUCUCCCUCUUCCUAUUCCUAUUCUUGACCCCACAAUCAGAGCCUCCUUAUGCGUUCAUGGCUUCGGUUUUGAUUCUUUAUCCGGCGAUCACAAACUCCUCAGAAUCUCUUACUUAAUCGACCACCAAAGCACUUUUUAUGAUCCACAUGUUCGACUCUUCAGCUCCAAAGCUAACUCGUGGAAGAUAAUUCCUACUAUGCCGUACGUUCUUCAGUAUUAUCACACCAUGGGGGUUUUUGUUGACAAUUCUAGUUCUAUUCACUGGGUUGCGACCAGGAAAAAUCAAUCAUUUCAAUCUGAUUUAAUUCUCGCGUUUAACCUAUCACUUGAGACUUUCAAUGAGGUUCCUCUCCCUGAUGAACUAGGUGAAGAAGUUAAUAGUAAUAGUUUUGAAAUUCGUGUUGCUGUUUUAGGAGGGUGUCUUUGUAUGACUGUGGAUUAUAAAACUACUAACGUUGAUAUUUGGGUGAUGAAAGAAUAUGGUUCUAGAGAUAGUUGGUGUAAACUUUUUACUUUGGUUAAAUCAAGUUUGGGUUUACCUUUGGAAUCUUUGAGACCCUUGUGUUAUUCUCGUGAUGGAAGGAAGGUUCUUUUGGAAGGAGAUCAUGUUUUGUUGGAGGUACAACAUUGGAAGCUGUUUUGGUAUGAUUUGAAGAGUGAACAAGUUAGUUAUGUUGAAGGAAAUUCUAAUUUGGAUGAUGCUAUGGUUUGUGUUGGUAGUCUUGUACCACCACCCCCUUACCUUGUUGAUAAUGGUAGGAAGAAGGAGAAUCAUACAAGCAAGAGAAGGGACGACUUUUUGUCCCGAGGAUUUAAAUUGAGACUGUAAGGGAUGGAAGGAAGAACGUGUGAAGUGCAGCUGAAACAGGAUGCUCCAGUUGUUUCUUGUGAUGGAAUUAGUCACCUUGGUUUGUAGGAAAGGUUGAAUUGAUAAUGUUGGAUUUAUCCCUCUUUUUUUGUGUGUCUAAGAUCACAGUUAUCCCUUUUGUGUAAAACUGUUACAUCACUAUUUGCCAUGGUCGAUUUGAAAAAUUUGUAUGUGUUUGUGAACUCUAAAAUGAGGCAAGCAUUUAUUUCUUAUUUCUGCAGGGAAGCAUGAAAUUUUCAACAGGGCUUCUAAUC
Molecule: messenger RNA, 1647 nt
Organism: Medicago truncatula (barrel medic)
Lineage: Eukaryota; Viridiplantae; Streptophyta; Magnoliopsida; Fabales; Fabaceae
Product: F-box protein CPR1
Exons: 2
Coding region: 92-1354 (420 amino acids)
Molecular function (GO): protein binding
Source: RefSeq, a predicted model, not a curated record